This is a messenger RNA of Penicillium longicatenatum, 1848 nucleotides long. RefSeq lists its product as uncharacterized. The record is from RefSeq and is a predicted model, not a curated record. Gene Ontology annotation, cellular component: SCF ubiquitin ligase complex. The transcript has 6 exons. Gene Ontology annotation, biological process: SCF-dependent proteasomal ubiquitin-dependent protein catabolic process. The coding region runs from base 1 to 1848 and encodes 615 amino acids. NCBI's taxonomy places the organism in Eukaryota, Fungi, Ascomycota, Eurotiomycetes, Eurotiales, Aspergillaceae.
AUGAAACUCCGCGGAGUCGCGCGUGGCGGAAUAAGUGGCUUCACCAAGACUGGUAGACGGCAAAGAGGCAAUGCCGGUAUUCGGGGCCCACAAUCCGCUCUGACAGACUUCCUUGCUUCAAAUAAUAUCUCCGCCGCGCAAAUCCGGGAUGAUUAUGACCGCCGGGCCGCAGAGGCUGCGCGUCAGGCUGCCGAGGAAGAAGAACAAGCGGCAGACGCAGAUUACCAGGAUGAAGCCCCGCCAGAACCACAACCGGAGUCUCCCGAAGAGAAGUCCCGAAAGCGCAAACGACAACAAGCCAUCGAGAAAAUUAAAAAAAGCAAGGAAUUUGCCCGUCGGAAAGCUCGACGAACUGGGGAGCCCGACGAUGACGACGAUGUUUUGGCCGAUGAGAUGAUGAAUGAGAGGCAACGACCGAACCCAGGUCAGUUAGCAAAUUGUGAGGUCUGUGGGAAGCGUUUCACCGUCACGCCCUACAGCAAAACGGGCCCGGAUGGUGGCCUUCUGUGCGCCGAUUGCUCUAAAAAGCAGACCGAUGGGGGCAAGAAAGGACCAGCGAAGAAACGAAACUCAGGACUCGGUCGGCGUCAAAACCAAAGCAAGCUUCUGGAUGGAUUUGCUAUUCCGGGUGCUCGAAGCUUGCUAGAGACGUGCAUCAAAAAAGUUGCUGACAAUAUUGAUGACGUGGACGAAUUUGGAGACCUCCCUCCACCCGUGAUGCAUCGGCUUAGCCAGAUUUUAUCCCGGAAUCGUGCUGUGACGCCAAAGACUUUAGAUCUUUUCUUGCGGCCUGAGCACAGAGAGUUGAAUAUCUAUGACUGCGCUAAGUUACAAACCGAUGACUUCCAUAAGAUCCUAGCUACUAUGCCGACUUUGACUCGACUGAAUCUUCGAUUCGUUACCGCCAUGAAAGACCAAGUGUUCGAAUACAUGAUUGCUCGUGAGAUGAAGAUUCAAGAUCUACAUCUGAAUUCGCCAAAUCUCGUAAGCGACGGUUGCUGGCGCCAGUUAUUCACUACAAUCGGCCCUCAGCUACAAAGCCUCAAGCUGUGGAACCUCGAUUCUGCCUUUGAUGACGAAACAGCUGAAGUGAUGAGCAAGAAUUGUACCCUUCUUCAGCGUUUGAAGUUGAAAUAUCUCGAUAAGAUCGGUGACAAGACAGUUGAAGCAAUAUCGACCAUGAAGACUAUACAUCACCUCUCGCUGCAUCUCACACAGGAAACCAAUCCCGAGCCUCUUCUUCAGGUGAUUUCCCAAUUAGGGCCUAAUCUAUACUCGCUUUCCCUGGAAAACUUCCAGCUUGCGGAUGACAGGCUUGUCCAACACAUUCAUGACAACUGCCGAGAACUGUUUAAACUUCGCAUCUCCGAUAAUGCCGUUAUUACUGACAAGGCCAUGGCCGAGCUUUUCCGUGGCUGGCCUAAUCCAGCUUUGAAGUUUGUGGACUUCAGCGGUCUUCGAGACGUGGAUAUGUCUAACCCCGCUGGCCCUCCUGAGCCUGUUGGUCUUGCCUCCGAUGGAUUCGUCGCCUUGAUGGAGCAUUCGGGAUCGAAGCUUGAAAACUUGAAAAUUACAUCAUGUCGCCAUAUCUCGCACGCUGCAUACGAGGAAGUUUUCGCCGAAAACAAACGAUACCCCGCGCUUAAAUCUCUUGAUAUCGCCUUCAAUGCCCCUGUGGAUGACUAUAUUAUGCAGUGCAUUUUCCGAUGCUGCCCAGCUCUCACGAAAAUAGUCGUCUUUGGUUGCCUUAAGAUUCGAGACGUACGGGUGCCCAAGGGCGUGGCUGUUAUCGGCACGUUAGGUGCAAAGCUGACUGUCGAUGGAAUUGCCCAGAAAGAGAUUGUCUAA